Coffea eugenioides is the source of this 960-nucleotide messenger RNA. RefSeq names its product 46 kDa FK506-binding nuclear protein-like. Bases 448 to 741 code for a protein of 97 amino acids. Lineage: Eukaryota; Viridiplantae; Streptophyta; Magnoliopsida; Gentianales; Rubiaceae. Gene Ontology annotation, biological process: nucleosome assembly; regulation of DNA-templated transcription. The record is from RefSeq and is a predicted model, not a curated record. Gene Ontology annotation, molecular function: histone binding; DNA binding. The transcript is spliced from 4 exons. Gene Ontology annotation, cellular component: nucleolus.
CCCAUAUCUUUUACUUUUGGAACAACAACGACAAAGAAACACUUCUCCAAAUCUGUGACUUGCCUUCAUCUCCAACAACAAAGAACAACAACGAACUCCGAACUUGUCUUCAUCUUUUUAAACAAGAGAGAAAACACGAUGGUCUAAGGUGAUGUAAAAAUCAAAUAAUCCUUUAAUUUUGUCUGGAAUCAGUUCGCUUUCUCCAAAUCCCCCUUCAAUUUUGUCCGUAAUUGGCUCCUUUUUUUAUUUUUAUAGUGGGUAUUUUAUUCAUCUCUCCCUUUCUCUGUUCGUCAAAACCUAGGAAGAUGCUUCAGUUCUUGUGCCCGGGGAUAUAAUCAGUAUAAAAUUUGGUGAUAUCAUUCCUGCUGAUGUUCGCUUGCUUGACGGAGAUUGAGGUUUUUAAGGAGCAAGCGUCUGGAAAAUCUUGCCUCGUGAGUUCAUGCAGCAAUGCGAGCAUAUGAUAGAUAUGAUGAUUAUGAAGAUUUAGACGAGUAUGAGGAGGAUGGUGAUGAGCAAGAAGAGAAAGAUGCUGGUGAAGAUGAAUAUGAAGAGGAAGAAGAUCCUAAGCCCGCCAAGGAGGUGUUGAAUUAUCUUGAACUGAGGCAACAAUUAAAAGAAGAGAAAAGAAAGAAGUUGAAGAAGGAAUUGGGAACUGCUAAUGGCAGUUCUCGUGAGAAAAAAAAUGUGAUCUCAAAGGAUAUGUUUGGGAUGAACUUGUGGAUUGCUUUUGGCUCAUACUGAAGAACUCCUCUAUUUUGAUAUCAUUCAUCUCUAGUAUUUUGUUGACCAUGGAAUUGAAGUCCAUCUUUUGGUUUUACCAUAUGUUAGGCAUAUGGCAGUUAUCUAGGGAGAAAUAGCAAUAUUUAUAUUGGUUUCAAAUCGUGGAAUGGGAUGAUAUGUAAAUAUUUGACAUGGUUAACUUUUGUGGUUUGACAUAUUAUGAUUGCCUACUAAUGAUAA